Molecule: messenger RNA, 971 nt
Organism: Baudoinia panamericana UAMH 10762
Lineage: Eukaryota; Fungi; Ascomycota; Dothideomycetes; Mycosphaerellales; Teratosphaeriaceae
Exons: 1
Coding region: 450-812 (120 amino acids)
Source: RefSeq, a predicted model, not a curated record
AUGAUCGAUCUGUGGGGGCAAUGUGCACAGUCCACAACAAGGCUCAGCAGGACGCCUUGAAGAGAGGUCGAAGCUGAGCACUGGCGCGACGCUUGGCGAAUGAGAGAGUCAGCCACCAUGCUAGGCUUCUAAAAUUAAAGCCACGGCCUGAACCGUUUUCCGGCCAAAACGGGCUUUCGCACGGGGAUUAGCGCGCAAUCCUUGCAGGCAAUUAGCAGACCUAAGCUUGAUUCGCCGCGUAAGCGAGCUCCUUUGACCGCUUGGGUCGUUUUGGGUGGCUAGGACGGCGAGAUCACCAGGCUGAGUCAAGGUCCUAUGCCCCUUUCGACCAGCGCUCGUUGGGUCGCUGGAAAGACGGAGAAGGGACGCCGACCACGUGAAACCUCCAUCCAUGGUCGAGACUGCCCCUAGAUGUUGAGCGCGGAAAAGCGGCUGUCGAGACGAGCCUGAUGUUUAAUGAGACGAACAGACAGGAGCGAAGAUCCAGUGACGUUCUGUGUCUCGACCAGCAGCAAGGCUGGCUGGGACACCGCCUGGCAAGGAAUCGGUGUGCGAACUCAAUAGGGAAGCCCUGCCACUCCGAGUGCUGCAACCGAAAGCUGCAGGCUGUCAACCCUAUCGCAACACCGGCACAUGACGAGCCGUUGUCCAACGGUGACUCGGGUUUUCGCAGAGUAAGUCGUUCCGUGGUUAAGACGGAGGCUACCCCUACGACUCCGAUGCUGGACCUUGCUCGGCCACGUUUUUCCGCCGUCAGUGCCCUCCCUCUUCGUCACCACGCGACAAACAACGUCUUGUUUCGCCCCGCCUAAUAUUGUUGUUAUUGUUGUAGUCGAAUAGUACGUACCUGCUAAACGAGCCGCGCUACGUCGCGAUCUGCAAGCGGCAUGCCCGGGAUAUUUCUUGCUUGCUGCUGCAGUAGCACCAAACUUGGAGCUGCAGAGCUGCAGGGCCAAACUGUGAAAGGAGCU